This is a messenger RNA of Cyclopterus lumpus (lumpfish), 1093 nucleotides long. RefSeq names its product peptidylprolyl isomerase (cyclophilin)-like 1 (gene ppil1). Gene Ontology annotation, biological process: protein folding; protein peptidyl-prolyl isomerization. The record is from RefSeq and is a predicted model, not a curated record. Bases 162 to 662 code for a protein of 166 amino acids. Lineage: Eukaryota; Metazoa; Chordata; Actinopteri; Perciformes; Cyclopteridae. Gene Ontology annotation, cellular component: catalytic step 2 spliceosome. Gene Ontology annotation, molecular function: peptidyl-prolyl cis-trans isomerase activity. The transcript is spliced from 4 exons.
ACUUCCUUCCGCUCACAUGCGGAGAAACGGGCGGCAACCAUCGAAGAAGAAACUUCCCCCUGAAAUGAAUUGAGAGAUUGCGCUAAGCUAAUAAAUCAAGUACUUUUUGUAUUCAAACAAGUUAGUUUAAAGUCGAUCGAGGUGUACUGUUUGGAGUGAUAAUGUCAGGGAUACCCGCAGACACAUGGCAGCCGCAAACAGUGGUUAUGGACACAACGAUGGGAACGAUUGUGGUGGAGCUGUACUGGAGACAAGCACCGAAAACAUGCAAGAACUUCGCAGAGUUGUGCAGAAGAGGCUACUACAUCAACACAAAGUUUCACCGAAUAAUCAAAGACUUCAUGGUGCAAGGAGGAGACCCUACAGGAACAGGUCGCGGUGGUGCCUCCAUAUUUGGUAAACAGUUUGAAGAUGAGCUGAACUCAGAACUGAAAUUCACAGGUGCUGGUAUUUUGGCGAUGGCCAAUGCAGGACCAGACACAAACGGAAGCCAGUUCUUCUUCACUCUCGGCCCCACUCAGUGGUUAGAUGGAAAGCACAGUAUUUUUGGAAGAGUAAGCCAGGGAAUGGGAGUGCUGAACCGAAUCGGGAUGGUAGAAACAAACGGCCAAGAUCGGCCAGCUGAUGAUAUAAAAAUCAUCAGAACUAAUGUACCCAUAUAAACAAAUAGUUAGUUGUUUUUUUACAAUGAUUUUUUUUUUAUUCAAUAAUUGUUUGCUAAAUAUUUCAAUGUAAUGUUUCAUAACUGUAUGAGGCAAGCCUAGUAUGGAAAUGAUCAUGUAAUGUUUCAUUUGUACCAACUGAAACGUAGAGGAACAGUUGAGUUGCAUAUCAAUGUCCAGUAAAGAGCAACUAAUUUGACUUUUUCAAGCAAAAUGUCCAAAAUUGAUGGUUAUUUGCUGCUUAUCUUGGUCUUCAAAGUAAAGUGAAUAUCUUUUGGGUUUUGUUGGUUGGAUGAAAAAAAAGAAGAUAUUUGAAGAUGUUGCUUUGAAUACGGGGAGUUUUCCAAUGUUUUAAAGACCAAACAAUUAUCAAGAAAAGAAUCGGCACAUUUAUCGAUAGUCGUGAAAUAAAGUGAUUUAGUCAAAAAUAA